AUGUCUCUUUCAGGUCAAGCAGGCGUGAAUCAACUAGGAGGCGUGUUUGUGAACGGCCGGCCCCUUCCUGACGUUGUACGGAAACGAAUCGUCGAACUUGCCAUAUUGGGAGUACGUCCGUGUGAUAUCAGUAGACAAUUACUCGUAUCACACGGAUGUGUGUCGAAGAUUCUAACCAGAUUCUACGAGACUGGGUCGAUAAGACCUGGUUCUAUUGGCGGUAGCAAAACUAAGCAAGUCGCCACACCAACUGUCGUAAAAAAGAUACUUCGGUUAAAGCAAGAAAAUCCAGGCAUGUUCGCGUGGGAAAUCCGUGAAAGGCUACUUAGUGCGAGAGUGUGCGAACCCCACUCCAUACCUUCUGUGUCAUCUGUGAACAGGAUCUUGAGAAAUAGUGGAUUGGCAUGGAGCGAAGAUGAAGCGCGAGGUGGCCACGAACCUUUCCCGCCUCCCGAAAUUCCACCAAACAUGGUGGAUUACAUGAAGACGACGCUACCUACGCCUUUACCACAGCAAACACCCUCGUAUUUUGCUCAUACUUCGGUACGAGUUCCUCAACCCACAGAACCACAUGCUUACGACAGACGGUUAGCCACAUCAUGGCUAUUAGCGAAUCAAGUUCAAGCUCAAGGCCUCUUAAAGCCAUACCCCAUAUCUCCAUGGCAAAGGGUAAUGAUGCCAUACCCUGACUGUAAGAACUUCGCUCCAUAUGCACUUAAUCUACACAGCGAUCUUCUCAAUCGAAUAAAUCCUGAAGAAGUUAAAUCAGAAAAUUCCGAACAUAUUUCUGUAGAAGCAAGCGAUGACAGUACCGACCGACCCGACACGGACGAGCAAGAUAAACGGCCGAGUGAAAAAGAGAAAAAAAAGAAUCCAUAUUCAAUAGAAGAAUUAUUAAAAAAACCUGAUAAAAUCGUUAAUUCGCACCCGAUCGGAUUCCAGAAUUUUCUUCGUCAGCCAAGUGGUAGCAUGAUUGAAUACAGCCAAGAAAAAACUUCAAGUGACAGAAGCUCUCCCGCCAGUUAUUGUUCUGUCACCAGCGGCGUAUCAAACGAUUGCUUCGCGGACUCGACCAGUUCAGAAAUUAAAGCUGGAAAU
Messenger RNA from Brenthis ino (lesser marbled fritillary), 1098 nucleotides. The record is from the annotation of a GenBank genome assembly. Lineage: Eukaryota; Metazoa; Arthropoda; Insecta; Lepidoptera; Nymphalidae.